Phoenix dactylifera (date palm) is the source of this 669-nucleotide messenger RNA. RefSeq names its product tapetum determinant protein. NCBI's taxonomy places the organism in Eukaryota, Viridiplantae, Streptophyta, Magnoliopsida, Arecales, Arecaceae. Gene Ontology annotation, biological process: cell fate determination. The record is from RefSeq and is a predicted model, not a curated record.
AUGGGCUGGUUUCCGCGGUUCCCUGAAGUCCGCUUGCUUUCAGCCAUCAUGAGCUUGGUUUUGCUCUUCUCCAUUCUCUACUUCGUGGAUGGAAACGACGCGGGAGGAGCCAUGGCCCUUGUUCCCGAGAAGAAUCGGAGCGCCGGCAGCACUCGGAAGCUCUUCCGCAUCGUGGGGGAGAGGAUGGGGGUAGAGUCGUGCUCGAAGGACGACGUGGUGGUGUACCAGGGGCCGACGGCGCCGCUGCCGAACGGGAUACCGACGUACACGGUGCAGGUACUGAACGUGUGCUCGACGGGGUGCGCGGUGGCGGACAUCCAUGUGAGCUGCGGGUGGUUCAGCUCGGCACGUCUUAUCAACCCCCGGGUGUUCCGCCGGAUCGGCUACGACAACUGCCUGGUCAACGACGGCGCCGUGCUCGGCCCCGGCCAGUCCCUCUCUUUCCAGUACGCCAACAUACCCCUACCCGCUCUACGUCUCCUCCGUCUCCUGCACUUGAUCCUGCUUGGUGCUAGUAGUAAUAACCGAGCUGGAAGCGGAUGUGCUUUGGUGGAGCAGUUCUUACUCUAUGAACCAAGUAUGUGUAGAUUUGGUGUUGCUACUUCUGGUUAUAAAGGUAAUGAUAAUGAUUCUGCUGCCAUGUCAAGAUCAGGGUUUAUUCAGAUUUGA